This is a messenger RNA of Gossypium arboreum, 846 nucleotides long. RefSeq lists its product as uncharacterized. The record is from RefSeq and is a predicted model, not a curated record. NCBI's taxonomy places the organism in Eukaryota, Viridiplantae, Streptophyta, Magnoliopsida, Malvales, Malvaceae. Bases 1 to 846 code for a protein of 281 amino acids. The transcript has 2 exons. Gene Ontology annotation, molecular function: zinc ion binding; nucleic acid binding.
AUGGAAAACUCUCUGAAAGUAAUUGACAGUAAUGAUGAUUCAUGGCUAUCUGAGGAUCGCAAUACCAAGAAAGUUAGGUUUAAAUAUGUUUUCGAUGGGGCUUCUGUGGAUAUGGUUGUGGACUCUGGUCCACCUUUGAAUGCGGCAACAUCAUGGACAGACAAACUUUUUGGGACUGGUUCGUCUGGGACUAGUCAGAAAGUUGUGAGAUUUGAGGAGGGAAGUGAUGAAGAUUUUAUUUUGUUAGACGAUGAUAUCAUAAGGUCCACUGUUAAUGGAAUUCCGGCAAUUGAGUUCUUUGAUCGAGUCAAAGAAAUCUUGUCUAAGGAGAUGGAGAUGAUAGGACCAUGGAUAAUUUUUGGGCAAUAUUUGACAGUUCAACCAUGGACAAAAGAGUUCUCUCCCCUUCAACCAUACCCAAGUGUAGUUAUGGCAUGGAUCAGGCUACCCGGAUUACUGGGGUUUAUGUACAAAAGGAAGAUUCUCGAGGCAAUUGGAAGCAUGAUCAGUAAGGUUGUAAAGUUUGACUUUAAGACCGAUAAUAGAACUAGGGGAAAAUUCACUAGAAUGGCUCUGUUUAUCAACCUGGAUAAGCCUCUCAUCUCUCAAAUCUGUGUCAAUGGUGAAAUACAACAGGUGGAAUAUGAAGCCUUACCAACGAUCUGUUUUACCUGUGGAAAAUACGGGCAUGUGAGGGAGUUGUGUUCCUUGUCGAAAGAAAUAUUGCGCAAAGAUAGUGACAAAGUGGUGGUCGACGACGGUUCUAACAGUAACAACAACGAUCCAGGAAAGGUCCCUGAACCAACUUUCAGACCUUGGAUGUUGGUAGAGCGUAAAUCCCGAUGA